AUGAUGGACAGACACAGAAAGUGGGACCAUUUCCGCUAAUACAAACGAAAGUACUCCACUGAAGAAUUGCAAGAAACAGACAGAGAUACACAAUUAUACAUACAUACUGUAUGUUUUUGUAAAUCUCUGUAUCUAUCUCUCUCCUCUCUCCUCCGAUUCAACUUUCCGACAAUAUUCACCUCUAGGGUUCCGCAACUCCCACAAUUUCCUUCUCAAAUCCUCCCCACCUCACUUAUCCUUUAUUGUAUAGGCGCUGCACCUGUGAGAUAAGUCAAGUGGCCUUAAGAGGCUUCUAAGUUCAGCACUCGUCUUAAAGCAAAACCGCUUCCGUUCAUGUCUAUUUUAUGGAUGUUCUGGUAUUAGGCGGUGCAAUUGUCACUUAAUUUUGGUGACUGAAAUAGGCCUCUGGGCUCUGUAUGCAGCAACAUAAAGGAAAGCUCUAGAAUAAACACCUUUGUAUUUAAAUCAUGUAGACAGGCACUCAGUAAGAUUUUGUUGAAGGGACUGAGAAUCUUCCAGUGUUUUAUGUUCUUAUACAGAGUUAGCUUGACAUAGUCUGUUUUUCUCAAUCCUCUUCCAAUCUAAAAAAGAAUGGGAUCACUAUCUGGUACUUGUGAGAUUGUUGAAGAGAAGGAAGAACAUAAUUACCAAGCAAUUCACCGUUCAGUUGCACAUGGCAAAGAGUGGAAACCUCCUAUCCAUAAACAAGGGCGCAUUAGUUCUUUAGAAGAUGAUAUCAACAAGCUCUUUGCAGCGGUUAGCAACAAAACUUCAUCUAAAGGUCCGACAUUGAUUAAUCAGGCAGGUUCUGCCGAACCAAGUAAGAAGGAUAUGAAAAAACCAAUGAGAGCGAGUACAUCUACUUCAGGAAUUGGAUUUUCUGAGCCGGUGUCUCUAAAGCAGGCUUUAAGGGGAUUGUGCAUCUCUCAGGCAUCUGAAAUGGCAGCUAUGAAACGCCUAUCAAAGAUGCCAGGAUCUCCUUCAGUUUCAGAACUUAGAGGCACAAGAAGCCCGUAUAGGUCGGUUGUAGUUGAAGCAGGCGGUUCAGGUGUUUCUGUCGCUGAAGGUAAACAAGGCAAACUUGAAAUAUCUUUGAUUUCAGAAGAGAGAACAUCAAGCUCAUUGGAGAAGAUUCCUCGGUACCUCCAAGAGACCAAGGUUAAGGCAGUUGGGCAGAGUGCCAACACAUCACCUCAAUUUGUGGUCCCGAUGGCUGCUAAGAAAACUUGGUCAGUGAAUGAGAAAAGCGAUGUUGAAUAUUCUUCUGAAGCAAUUGGAAAACGAUCUGCAAAGGUAGAGCCCUUACAGGACGAAAUCAGUACGUUAGCUACUUCUCUACCUGGUCAUAGUAAAGGCUGUAAAUCAUCUAAGCAAGGAAGAAGCGUCUCUUCUUCUGUAAAGGUUCUUAAAAUUGGAAAAAGUGGUAAGAAGAAGAGUUCUACUCCAUUCAGGUUAGCAAUCAGAGGAGCACCCAAGGUAAGAUUAAAAAGCAAAUUUCGAACUGCUGCUUCUACAUCUGCCACAGUAAACUGUAAUAAGUUAAGCAAGGCAACAUAUAAUGAUACACGGGUAUAUAAGGCAGGCAUUGGGGAUAAGAGUUCUAUGAAGAACAAAGUAAAGCAGGUUUCCAUCUCAGCUCCUGACGUUUCUAGUGCACAUAAUAAUGUCAAAUGCAAGUUAGAUACUAGUCCACACGAAGUGGUAUGUCAGACUUGUCAGUGUUCGCUGAAAGAUGCAAGUAAAGUGUCCAAGAAAAACCCUCUAGUGGCAUCAAAAAGUGAAGACUCUCCAGAACCUCCAUUGCCAGUUGUUGCUCCUGGGUGCAGUUCAACUAAUUUUCUGAGCACUGCAAGCAAACCCCACACUAUUUCUUAUAAUAGUUCUCUUGUUGCGAAAACGAAGAAGUACCCGAGACCUAGAGAAAAAGGGGAUCUAUCACAGAGCUCUAAAAGUAGUAUUGGUGAAUUCAGUAGCAGCACAAGCCUCAGUGAAGACAGCAAUCUCAGUGGAUCUAGUUUUGGCAGUAGGCCGCAUAUGUCAAAAGAUAUGAGGUGGUCAGCCAUACAGCAUGUGACAAAGCAGUGUGGAUUUCUAGGUUUGGGACAUUUUAAUUUAUUAAAAAAGCUUGGUGGUGGAGACAUUGGUACGGUAUAUCUUGCUGAACUGAUUGGGACGAAUUGUCUAUUUGCGAUAAAAGUCAUGGACAACGAGUUUUUGGCGAAAAGGAAGAAGAUACCAAGGGCCCAAACUGAGAGAGAAAUCCUAAGAAUUCUGGAUCAUCCUUUUCUCCCCACAUUAUAUGCCCAAUUCAUUUCAGAUAAUCUGUCCUGCCUGGUUAUGGAGUAUUGUCCAGGUGGGGAUCUGCAUGUACUCCGUCAAAAGCAGCCAUGCAGAUAUUUUACAGAACAAGCAGCAAGAUUCUAUGUUGCUGAGGUCCUCCUUGCCCUUGAAUACUUGCAUAUGCUUGGUAUAGUCUAUAGAGAUUUAAAACCUGAAAACAUUAUGGUCCGAGAAAAUGGUCAUAUCAUGCUUACAGAUUUUGACCUUUCACUUAGAUGUUCUGUAAACCCAAUUCUCCUGAAAACAUCUACCACUGCCAUGGAGCCACCACGGAUGUCAGGUCCAUGUGCCGGAUCCAACUGCAUUGACCCCUUCUGCAUGCAGCCUUCUUGUCAAGUCUCUUGCUUCAGCCCUAGGCUAUUACCCGCUUCUGCAAAAGCAAGGAGGGCAAAAGCGGCUUUCGCGGCUAAAAUGCGCUCAUUGCCACAGCUCGUUGCCGAACCAUCAGAUGCACGAUCUAAUUCCUUUGUCGGUACUCAUGAGUAUCUUGCUCCUGAGAUCAUCAAAGGAGAGGGACAUGGGAGUGCUGUUGACUGGUGGACAUUUGGUGUACUUCUAUAUGAACUUCUCUAUGGGAAGACACCCUUUAAAGGUAUAGGAAAUGAUGAAACAUUAGCAAAUGUGGUACUCCAGAACCUUAGGUUUCCUGAUACCCCACUCGUGAGUUUUCAAGCUAGAGAUCUCAUUAGAAGCUUAUUGGUGAAAGAACCUGAAAAUAGGUUAGGAUCCGAGAGAGGAACUGCCGAGAUCAAGAAGCACCCUUUCUUUGAUGGACUUAACUGGGCACUGAUACGCUGCACAGUUCCCCCUCAGUUACCAGAACCUUCCUAUAUAUUUUCUCCACAAAUACAGUCCCAGGAGAAGGGGACCAAGUACCUGGAGUAUGGGACUACAGGCGAGCCCCUGGAAUUUGAGUUAUUUUAGAUUAUUAGUGAAACAAUCAUUGAAGAAAAAAUAUCUUGAUACCAAACCAAACUCCCUUGGUGUUACGAGGAUCCAUUCUCGGGGUCUACAAUGUAAAUUUGGCUGAAGAUAUCAAAAGAGUUUUAGUAUAAUAAUAUUUUGCCGAUCAA
Molecule: messenger RNA, 3413 nt
Organism: Daucus carota subsp. sativus
Lineage: Eukaryota; Viridiplantae; Streptophyta; Magnoliopsida; Apiales; Apiaceae
Product: serine/threonine-protein kinase D6PKL2
Exons: 3
Coding region: 592-3264 (890 amino acids)
Biological process (GO): protein phosphorylation
Cellular component (GO): plasma membrane; nucleus; cytoplasm
Molecular function (GO): ATP binding; protein serine/threonine kinase activity
Source: RefSeq, a predicted model, not a curated record